This is a messenger RNA of Alternaria alternata, 1422 nucleotides long. RefSeq lists its product as hypothetical. The record is from RefSeq and is a predicted model, not a curated record. Gene Ontology annotation, molecular function: hydrolase activity. Bases 182 to 1300 code for a protein of 372 amino acids. The transcript has 2 exons. NCBI's taxonomy places the organism in Eukaryota, Fungi, Ascomycota, Dothideomycetes, Pleosporales, Pleosporaceae.
AGUAUCGACAUCCCCGCAUCAAGCCGACCAACAAACAUAGUUCUCAUGCUCUAGGCAUGACAAACCACGAAAGGGUCUUCAUACCAAGCAGUUAUCGAUUUCUCAAGUUUGCCAUAUCACCACAAGCUUUACUUACCCAUCUCCGCGCCCCACGGCCCGCACAUCCAGCCAAUAAUCCGCGAUGUCAUCCUCAGGGGUCUUAGACACACACAUCCAUCUAUGGCCUUCAACAGCCACCUCAUCUUCAAAUCAUGGCUGGAUGUCACCAGGCCACCACCUCGCUAAGAGACACGGCAUAUCUGACUACCUCACCAUCACGUCCCCCCAACCUUCCGGUUUCAUCUACGUAGAAACCGAUCGGUAUCUUCCUUCCGCGGAACCUCCAAGCAUUAACGAAUCAGACAACGACGAAGAUGUAAAAGCCAAGCUGCGGACGUGGGCGAAGGAGCCCUUGGAGGAGCUCCGUUUUCUGGCACGAAUCGUGGAGGGAAAGCCAGAGGAGGGCGAUGGGUUUGUAGAGAGUGAGGCAAAGAAGAUGAAGGGAUGUGUGAUCUACGCUCCAUUUCAUUGCGCUCCGCGCGUUUUCAAGGCUUAUCUUGAUGUUGCAAGGGAAGUGGCCGGACCGAAGCUGUGGCAGUAUGUUAAGGGCUUUAGGUACUUGUUGCAAGGGAAAGGAGACGGUGUUGUUGCGAAGAUGUUACAAGAGAGCGAGGAGAGUUGGAUCCAGAACCUUUGCGCGCUGAAAAGAUUAGAAGGAGGUUGUGAGGCGUGGUGCUUUGAUGUGGGUGUUGAUACACAUAGGGAUGGAGAGGAACCGAUGAAGGCGGUUGGUAAGUUGAUUGCAGGACUAAGGCAGUACGAGGAGAAGGAGGGGCAUGAGAAUCGCGUGAAGUUCGUGCUGAAUCACCUCGCCAAACCCCCUCUGUCACCCGACCCUACACCCCCGUCCGACGUCUGGCUCCAAACCAUGACGUCUCUCUCCUCGGAUAAGGCCAUCUUCAUGAAACUGUCCGGCGCUUUCAAUGAGUUCACUGUUUCGCCGACGCCAUCAGAUGUACCAACGCUCUUGACUGCCCUUACGCCUUUCCUAAAUCACAUCUUCCAGUGUUUCCCAGGAAGAGUCAUGUUCGGAAGCGACUGGCCGGUGUGCAAUGUGGGUGGGCCAGCAGGCGAGCAGGGAAGUUGGAAGCUCUGGAGAGAGGUAGUGAAGACGUGGAUGGAUAGGAAGGGAUACGUAGAAGAGGAGAAGCAGAAGGUCUGGAGAGAGGCUGGGGAAGAAGCAUAUGGCGUAGCAUUGUGAAGAAGCCUAUGUAAGCGGCUCCUAAAUGGAUUCUAGUGACGAAAACAUGAAUGCAUGAAGUCCUUGUGCACAUGUACCGAUCGAAUCGAUUAAGAUAAAGUCACAUUCAACAUCAAGUUACA